This is a messenger RNA of Danio rerio (zebrafish), 1896 nucleotides long. The record is from RefSeq and is a predicted model, not a curated record. NCBI's taxonomy places the organism in Eukaryota, Metazoa, Chordata, Actinopteri, Cypriniformes, Danionidae.
AUAAAUAAAUACUUCAGGUUGAUCUGAGCCAUGUGUCAGGUUACUGUUCAUAUUUAAACAGUAGCUGGUGUGGCAGGGCUGGUUUCUGCUGUCAUAUUUGUGUGUUUUCUCUGCUCAUCACAGCAGAUCAAGCACCAUCAAAAAAGCAAGAAGGAAGCAGCUCAUGCCUUAAGUUCUGUCAGCACUUAAAUGACUUCAUUCAGCUCUUCCUUAAAAAUGAAUUUGAGUAUCUUGCAUUUGAUAGGGUUUUUUUUUCUCUCAUGCCUGUUUAUCUUCAUACAAGGUGUGCACCUAGUAUUAUACAGGAAUAUGCAGAGGCAGUUUUGUGUAUUAUUGAGGUGUGGCAGGUGUCUAACAUUUCUUUCCAUACCGAAGGAACACUUUGAGAAGAGCUGCCUAUGAGUGACCUGGUCUUAUUGUCAAAUUACUUUUGGAUUCCAGCACAAGACAAUGACUGAAUUGUUUAAUGCCGCAGAAGUGGACAAGAAGGCCUGACAGGAGGACUGGAACACAGAGUGGAGAGUGAAAAGUGACCCACAAGUCUCAUCCAUUUAACCAUGACGCCCAGACCAUCAGUAAAACCAACUAAAACCCCUCACACCAACACCACAACAGCUGCUCCGGGGUUCCUGCCCUCUUUACUGGACAGGAUUCCUUUGCCAAGAUGGGCCAUCUAUGCUAUAUUUGCUGCCAUCGUCCUGCUCAUUCUUAUCUGUGUGAUAUGCUGCUGUGUAAAAUGCUGCUGCAAAGGGAAAAAGAAGAGGAAAAAGAAGCCAGAUGAGAAAAUCAACAUGAAGGGGAUCUCAGGGACUACAACCACAGCACUGGUCCAGCCUGAGACGGAGGACACUGAAUAUAGCUCGUCUGACCAGCAGAGAGGAAAACUGCAGUACUCACUUGAGUUCAAUGCAUCCAGAUCUGAGCUGACUGUAGGAAUAAAAGAAGCCGCUGCUUUGAAAGCGAUGGAUUCAGGAGGGACAUCUGACCCCUAUGUGAAAGUCUACAUCCUACCCAACAAGUCCAAAACAUUUGAGACAAAAGUCUUCAGGAAGACCCUUAACCCCGUGUUCAAUGAAAAUUUCAAAUAUCAGAUCCCUCAAAAGGAGCUAACCGAGUCGACACUGGUGAUGCAAGUGUAUGACUUUAACCGAUUCUCCAAGCAUGACAUUAUUGGAGAGAUCAGACUGAAUCUGUCCACGGUGGACUGGAAUCAUGUGAUUGAAGAGUGGAGAGAUCUCAGCGAAGCUUCCAAACACGAGCAAGAGCAUCUGGGAGAGAUCUGCUUUUCUCUCCGCUAUGUCCCGACUAGUAGUAAACUUACUGUGAUCAUUCUGGAAGCCAAAAACCUGAAGAAGAUGGACCAGGUAGGCUCUUCAGACCCUUAUGUGAAAGUACAACUGAUUCUUGAAAAAAAGAAGUGGAAAAAGAAGAAAACAUCAGUGAAGAAGCGGACGCUCAAUCCGUACUUUAAUGAGUCUUUCACUUUUGAUGUGUCUUUUGAACAAAUUCAGAAAGUCCAGCUGGUCAUCUCAGUGUGGGAUCAUGACAAGAUGAGCAGGAAUGACGCGAUCGGCAAGAUCUAUCUGGGCUGUGAUGCCACAGGAAACCAGCUGCGCCACUGGGCCGAUAUGCUGUCCAAUCCACGCAAGCCUGUGGCUCAGUGGCACACUUUACUGUCCGCUGAACAGGUGGACACGACGCUGGCCCUGAAGCACACGCUAAAGAUCCCAUUCACAAACAAAAACUUCUGAGGAGCUUCCAAUCUCAAAAAUACACAAUUUCCUUUAUGCUUUUAUUAAGUUAUCCAGACCUUGGGACUACACAAAGGGACCAGUACCCUGCUGAAAAAUUCAGCUUAAACCAGCCUAGGCUGGUUGGCUGGUUUUAGCUGGCCGA